Messenger RNA from Phalaenopsis equestris, 2463 nucleotides. RefSeq names its product zinc finger CCCH domain-containing protein 36-like. The record is from RefSeq and is a predicted model, not a curated record. Gene Ontology annotation, molecular function: metal ion binding. Bases 44 to 2215 code for a protein of 723 amino acids. Lineage: Eukaryota; Viridiplantae; Streptophyta; Magnoliopsida; Asparagales; Orchidaceae. The transcript has 5 exons.
GAAGAGGGAGGAGGAGGGGGAGCAGGAGGAGGAGGUGGCGGUGAUGGUGGAGGAACGAGAAGGUGGGGCGGAAGUGGUCGAGGAGGAAGAAAUGGUAAUGGAAGAUGAGAGUAUGGGGAAAGGAGAGGAAGAGACUGGCGUCAUUUCUGCAGAUACUGCAAGUGCUAUGCCAGAGGAUGCUGAGGGUGUGGGCGCUGGCUUUUCUACUGUAGUUUCUGAACACAUCAAAUCUGAAGAAAAUGGAAUUCCAGAAAUUUUGUUAAGCGAGACAUGUAAGGGAAUUCAAUUAGAUAAGGAAAUCACUAAGGAAUCGCCAGUGCAUGUGAAUAAUAACUGCUUGGAAACUCAAGAAAGUCAUCACUUACUUGGUUCUGAUAAUUCUGGAUCCCUGCAACUUCAGAAAAAUGAUUCAUCUGUUGAAGAUGGUGUAAUAAAUGAAUCUAAGAUAGUAAAAAAUAAUGUUUCAGAAAAAGGAGAGUCACAUCUCCAUGAAAAAACCAAUUCACAGGUUUUAGAGGACUUGAUCUUCACAUGUGGCCAUAGUCCACGGCGGAGGCCUAGAAGCUCGUCUCCAGGUUCUGAACCUGACAGAACGAACAAAAGACUUGCAGGUAUUUGUGUAUUUUAUGCUAGAGGCUGGUGCAUCAAGGGGAAUUCAUGCAAAUUUCUUCACCAAAAAGAUGGAGUAAAUAAAAUUGAGCAGCAGACCAUAGAAGAUACAGCUGGAAGUAACAGGUCAGCAGAUUCUCUGGCCACUACAGGUUCAGAUGAAAUAAAUGAAAGAUCAAAAGUAUCUUCUGAACUCUUAGAAUCCAAUCCUAAGGGUUCUUCGGGAUGUAAUUCUCUUUUAAACAGAGCACUUGUUAGGACAUAUGGUACAGGAAGCCAUGUCACAUCUCCUGGCCACACUUCCACACAGGAAGAAUACAAGAAACCUAUUGGUAAAAUGGGCCAUUUUGAAUCCAAUGUUGAGAGGCAGUCUGAUGAUGCUUUCUUAUCCAGAAGACACCUGACUGAAGGUAAAGCACUUAAUGAAAUCAGCAUGAAUGACUCUCCAUAUGAAAGAACAAUUUCUGGAAGAACUCAUCCAGCAGAUGCAUUUGUUUCUGAUCCUAAACACUACCCAGGUAGUUCCUCUAUAUCAUCCAUUCUGCAGCAUAAUAACAAUAGUCCACCUGCAUAUGGAAGAACGGAAGGCAAUGCUAUUAGAAGCACACAGAGCCAUUUCCUAAAGCAAGAAUCUUACGAUUCACAUGGUUUUGCGGGUUCUCUAAGUUCAGGUCUGGGUAGUUCUUUUCAACUUCCACAAAUGGAUUACAUGCUUUCUCGGGCAGGACCAUCACCUGCUUCUGGCUCCACUCGAAAUACUGAGUAUGUUGAGGGCCAUAGUUUUUUAGAUCUUCAUAGAAGAUACCAUAGCUCUGGGUCUAUCUCCCUUACCAGAGAUUCUUCCCCUUACCUCUCACAGCCUGAAUUAAGAAAUAAGAUACAUCACAAUAUUUCUGGUGAUCUGACAUUGAGGCAAACAACUAAAAUCCAAUAUGAUGCUUGGGAGCCAUCCCAACCUUUUCGAUCUUCUUUGGCUAUUGCGACUAAAAGUACAUCUUCUCCUAGUCAAUAUGACCCGAUUCUUGAUAGCAUUGAGCCUGCAACUGCCAAUGAUAGAGAUUAUUUCCAGACUUCUCAAAUAACUCCCUUUCAAAAUUCAUCAUUUCUGCCAACAAAAACUGAAAAUGCUAUUUCUUGGGAUGGAAUGCCGUCUAGGAAUGUAUCUUUGCAUGAUUCUAGUGCUCAAGAUGAAUUUUUUACAUCUAUCAAAUUAGAGGGGAGAAACAAUUCUCUUCUUAACAAUGAAAAAACAUGGAAUUCUGAUCGUUUGGUUGAAAGGUCAGAUAACAAAGAUGCAGAGCUUGGCGCCGAAUGGAAAGCUAUUGACAAGGGCAGGAAUAUCAAGGAAUCUAAAGCAUUGAAAAUUUUUCAUACUGCUUUAGUUGAUUUCGUGAAGGAAUUGUUAAAGCCAUGGUGGAGAGAAGGACAGUUAAGUAAAGAUGCCCACAAAACAGUAGUUAAGAAAUCAGUUGAAAAGGUUCUGAGUGCAUUACAUUCCCAUCAAAUCCCUAGUACGCAAGAAGCAAUAAACCAGUAUCUGGCAUCAUCUAGACAAAAAAUUUUGAAACUUGUUGAUGGCUAUGCACAAAAGCAUGCCAAUUCGUGAGAGUCUGAUGAACUCAAUGAAUUAAAACAUAGCGCGGAGUACCUACAUGUUUCUAAUUUUGUAAAGUAGCUGGUGUGGCUAAGAGAAACAUCUUACCUGGGUAUGCUAAAACGUUCUCUUUGCAUUUUAGUUUCCUUUUAAUGUAUGCUGCAAAGUUUGUCGAAAGCUAUUCAUUUCCAUAGUUGUUCUGUGACCCCCCAGGUGAUAAGAUAAUAUAAUGUGAUUGUGAUUAAGUUUUUUAAUGACAA